Messenger RNA from Gasterosteus aculeatus aculeatus (three-spined stickleback), 4831 nucleotides. It is a transcript of the gene sort1b, whose product is annotated as sortilin 1b. Gene Ontology annotation, biological process: endocytosis; vesicle organization; Golgi to endosome transport. Lineage: Eukaryota; Metazoa; Chordata; Actinopteri; Perciformes; Gasterosteidae. Gene Ontology annotation, molecular function: protein binding. The record is from RefSeq and is a predicted model, not a curated record. Gene Ontology annotation, cellular component: Golgi apparatus; membrane.
GAUGCUUACAGUGUGUCAUGUUAGCUGAGGAGUUGCAGCGCGUACGAGUGGUGUCAGAUUCUCCGGUUAAUUUCGUAAAAUUCGCAGUUUAUUUCUGCGUUGAUAUCUGUUCCGCCGCCGCGUGGGGAAGCACUCGGAGCUCCGAGGGGCCUCCGUGUUGUCAAAUCCCGGAAUAAUCGCUGUCAGAACGACCACCGUGUCGCUGAUGUCAUCUCGCGGCGGAGCCGUAGCGAUCUUCAAUUUGCAGAGAAGACCGACAUAAACAAAGACUGGUUUCUGGGGGCCGCUGCUUCUUCCGCGUGUGUUUUUGUUUCUAACCGACAACCGCGGCGACGAUGGGACCUUCGCUGCGCGCGCUCCUGCUUCUCUCCUUCUCCGCCCUCGCGGCCGCUACGGAUUUCCAGCCGGGGGCGAAAGCCUCCGGGCGCUCGUUUCUGAAGCGGGCGCACGCCGAGCAGAAAGCGGCGAGCAUCAUAAGGAGGUCCCUGCCCGCGUGGCUGUCUCCGCCGCGGAGCCACGCGACCCGACGCAGGAGGAGCGUCGAGCUGGGCGAAAACUGCAAAGCCCUUCAAGGAUAUGACGCCAAGUUAGCAGGCAACACCCACAGUUAUAUCUUCAAUGACCUGAGUGGGUCGGUGUCGCUGGCCUGGGUCGGGGAUGGCACAGGGGUCAUCCUGGCUUUGACGACUUUUCGGGUGCCCUUCUUCAUGUUGAGGCUCGGGCAGUCUAAACUCUAUCGAAGUGAGGACUAUGGGAAGUCUUUCGAGGAUGUGACCAGUCUCAUCAACAACACCUUCAUCAGAUCAGAGUUUGGCAUCGCGAUCGGGAACUCUGGGAAAGUGAUCCUGACGGGAGAAGUGUCCGGAAGCUACGGAUCUCGGAUCUUUGUCUCCCACGACUUUGGAAGGAGCUUCACCCCUCGGGACUUGGCCUUCGUCCCCAUGAUGCAGAUCACGUACAGCCCCGAUGAUUCCAAUGCGCUGCUCGCCCUCAGCAGCAGCAAUGAACUGUGGCUGUCGGAAGAUUUUGGCAACAACUGGAAAAAGAUUCACGACAUGGUGUGUCUUGUGAAAUGGGGAAGAAAAAAUACCAUCUUCUUUACAGCCAAUUACAACGGAUCCUGCAAUGAUCGGGGAAUGCUGGAACUGAAGAGGACGACCGACUACGGGAAAAACAUCAAGACAGUCGCCAGUAAGAUCUACUCCUUCGGCCAGGGAGGACGCUUCCUGUUUGCUUCGGUUAUGACGGGCAAGGGCACUCUGAGGAUGAUCCACGUGUCAGUGGACCAGGGGGAGACGUGGAACAUGGCCCAGCUGCCUCCUGUUGGCCACGAGCAGUUCUACUCCAUCCUGGCGGCUAACGAUGAAAUGGUCUUCAUGCACGUGGACGAGCCAGGAGAUACGGGAUUCGGCACCAUUUAUGUUUCAGACGACCGGGGCACAGUGUACUCCAAGUCCCUGGAGCGCCACCUUUACACCACCACGGGGGCCGAUACUGACUUCACCAACGCCACCUCCCUGCGAGGAGUCUUCCUCACCAGUGUGCUCGCCAAAGAUAAAUCUGUGCAUUCUGUGGUGUCCUUUGAUCAGGGAGGAGAGUGGGUCCCCCUGCGGAAACCUGCCUACAGCAAGUGUGAUGCUACAGCCGGAGACCCAGACAAGUGCAGUCUCCACAUCCAUGCAGCUUACAGUAUCGCUAUGAAGCUGAACGUCCCCAUGCUGCCUCUCACUGAACCGAAUGCUGUGGGUCUCAUCUUGGCUCAUGGGAGUGUUGGUGAUUCGAUGUCAAUGAUGGAGCCAGAUGUGUAUGUGUCUGAUGAUGGGGGGUACACCUGGAUUAAGGCCCUGGUUGGGCCCCAUCACUACGCUAUUCUGGACUCUGGAGGGCUGAUUGUUGCCGUGGAGGACAGGCCCAAUCGACCUAUCAGCGAGAUCAAAUUUUCUACCGAUGAAGGACAGUGCUGGGGUGUUUACAACUUCACCAAAGACCCCAUCUACUUUACCGGGCUGGCGUCGGAGCCGGGAGCUCGCUCCAUGAAUGUCAGUGUGUGGGGCUACAGGGACUCCCUCCUCAGCCAGUACUGGAUCUCCACCACCAUCGACUUCAAAGAGCUUCUUACCAGAGACUGUGGCGAACAUGAUUACGUGCAGUGGUUGGCCCACUCGGAUGACAUCAGUGACCCCGACGAUGGUUGCAUGCUGGGGUACAAAGAGAAGUUCUUGCGUCUCAGGAAGGACUCUGUUUGCUGGAAUGGACGCCAUUACCAGGUCACCACCCAGCCAACCCUGUGUCAGUGCACCCUGGAUGACUUCCUGUGUGACUUUGGCUACUACCGUCAGGAGAACAGCUCGGAGUGUGUGGAGCAGCCAGACCUGAAAGGCAAAGUGCUUGAGUUCUGUCUGCACGGCAAAGAGGAGCAGCUGCAGACCAGUGGCUACAGGAAAAUCCCCGGAGAUAAAUGUGAGGGAGGAAAGAUGCCGGAGCGCAAAGAGAUCGACCUCAGCGUGAGGUGUGUGAGUGACCUGGUGGCCCCCGAAUUCCAGAUUGUCAGUCGCUCCUCCAAGUCAGUGGCCAUUGUGAUAACGGUCAUCGUCGUCAUGCUGCUGAGCGUCGCAGCAGGAGUUGUCUUCAUCAAGAAGUACGUCUGUGGUGGCAGGUUCUUGGUUCACAGGUACUCAGUGCUGCAGCAGCAUGUCGAAGAUAAUGCUGCUGAUGGGAUGGACGACCCCCUGGAGACCAACCACACGCAAAACGGCAAGAUAGAGUUUCACGACGACUCAGAUGAGGACCUGCUGGAAUAGCAGGCACAGCCUGUCGUGCUACUGAGCAGCAGGUUUCCAUUUCACCCCGAGGCCGGACCCUGCUCCUCUCGCUCUUUUGUCUCCAGCUACUUCUUCUUUUCACCUCCCAUUAUGAACUUUGACCCACCAGACAAAGAGUCUGGUGGGUCAAAAUAUAAGAUGACACUCUGCGCUCAUCUGUGAGAUCUAAUGAAUGUACGGAGGCUUCCUGGGACUAAGGCCACAGUCGAAGAGGACUGGUUGUGCUUCAGUUAUUGAUUAUGUUUGGGACUCAAAGUUAUUUAUUCCAAGGUACAAAAAAUGUGUGCAGUAAUUUGAACAGCUGACAUUACAAGAGUAAUGGGUUUUGAAGCAGGGCUAGUUAUAUAAAUCAACCACCAUUGCAUUAAGGGUUACGCCUCCCAUCACUUGGGAGCAUUCAUGGAAAUACUUCUCACUUCUGUCGGAGAUCUGUGUCCUUUUUUUCUCUCAUGAAAUUGUACAUAAACUGUUUUUUCUUCGCCAUUUCUGACGUGGUAUGACUUUUGUAGGUGUAAAAAAGGUUGCUGUUGGUUAAUAACUCUCCCAAAACCAUUUGAGUCUUAAUACCUACUUUUAACAAAGUAGUUGUUUGUCGGAAAGUUUACCCCAUACAGCCCAAAGUAUGUAAAUUCUGUGGGCACUGAUUUGUGAAAUCCCUUAUUGUAGUUUGUGUUUGGAAUACAAGCCAGCUUACUUUUACUGCAUGGAAUUUAGAGCCACGGUUUAAGUAAUAAGAUGCACGUGGAAAUGUCCAUUUUGCAUUAGUUUUGAUAGCAAUAACAAUGUUUGGAUUCAGUAAAUUGUUAAUUAAUCCUCAAGGCACAUUUGGUGAGUGGGGAUGUCAUCGCGUGGAACACGUUACACAUUACAAUGCAUUGGGGGGCAAAGUGUGUCGGUUUCAAGACAGGAUUUGUUGUAAAAACAAAAAUGUAAAUCUGCAGUUCUAACUGCCCAAAGCACAAGGUCCUUUGUACGCUUAGUUAGUAGUUAAUGGUUUCAACGUGAUAAGACCGUAACAAUCACUUUAGUCAUUAACAAGUUGAGUUUAAAGUCAUUUGAGCAGUUUUUGUACCAACGAGAUUUUGAAAUUGUGGUUCAAAGAUGUUCACAAAUCACGGAAAUAAUUAUAGUUUCAUAGUAUGUAGCUGCAGAUAUUUUUACACCCUAUUCAACUGAAUACAUCAAUAUGAUUUGACGACAGAAGCAUAGGAGCAAUAAGAAGAAAUUCAAUCAUGUAAAUGUUGUACAGCAUAAAGUGUAGCCUUUUAGAGCUAACAGACGUGGUUGUUGGGACUGUUUUUAAUUGAUAUUUGAACCUGAGGUGAAGCAAAUUCCCACAAAAAACAGGGGUUUUGCAUUUCAGUGAACUGCUGUUUGUUCUUUUCAAUAAUCUUAAUACUGCUGUGAUUUUAAAGCUAAACGGUCUCGAGGUCUGUCUCGUCUAUCAAGUCUUGUUUUUUUUCCCCCCAAACAUUUCUUGUACAAUCGUCUGUCUUGUGUUGAAUUUGUUGCUUACAUGCAGGACUUUAGUUGAUUCAGAGUACGGUAAAUUGGAUGUGGUUCUACAAGUGCCUGUUGUGAGGACGUGAUGCGAGGCCAGCAUCUACGAUUCAUAUCAAGUGUAACCAGUUCCCUCCAAAAUGUCAUCGACGCCCUCAAGUUGCACUUGUGCUUCAUGCAAACUCCCAUUGAACUGCAUGUUAACUCUUACGGUUUAAAUCCACAGACAAGUCAAGUCCACAAUAACCUGAUGAUUCUUUCAUGUCUUGGUACGAUGCAUAAUUCUGACUGGUGAUAUUAAAAACCAUAGUGGAUACACGGUUUUUAUGUAGUUAUACACUGGGAGACGCUCGCAAGUUACAUAUAAUGGUUUAUUGCAUUAAGUGAAUAACACAUUUCUUACGGUUUAAAAUUGCUGUAUAAAAUAAGUCCUUGUGAUGGUUCUGUAAAUAUACGUAUAUUUGAGACCAUUUUCUUUUGGUUUGGCAAUAAAUUCAUACGUUCCUCUA